Cynocephalus volans (Philippine flying lemur) is the source of this 1875-nucleotide messenger RNA. It is a transcript of the gene SCPEP1, whose product is annotated as serine carboxypeptidase 1. Gene Ontology annotation, molecular function: serine-type carboxypeptidase activity. Gene Ontology annotation, biological process: proteolysis. The transcript has 13 exons. The record is from RefSeq and is a predicted model, not a curated record. Lineage: Eukaryota; Metazoa; Chordata; Mammalia; Dermoptera; Cynocephalidae. Bases 19 to 1377 code for a protein of 452 amino acids.
UGCCGCGCAGUGUUCGUCAUGGAGCUGGCGCCGCGGAGCUGUCCCGUCCGGCGGUGGCUCCCGCCGCUGCUGCUGCUGCUGGGCCUGAGCGCGGGAGCUGUCAUCGACUGGCCCACAGAGGAGGGCAAGGAAGUAUGGGAUUACGUGACUGUCCGCAAGGAUGCCCACAUGUUCUGGUGGCUCUACUAUGCCACCAACCCAUGCAAGAACUUCUCAGAACUGCCCCUGGUCAUGUGGCUUCAGGGUGGUCCAGGAGGUUCCAGCACUGGAUUUGGAAACUUUGAGGAAAUUGGGCCCCUUGACAGUGAUCUCAAACCACGAAAAACCACCUGGCUGCAGGCUGCCAGUCUCCUAUUUGUGGAUAAUCCUGUAGGCAGUGGGUUCAGUUACGUGAACCAGAGUGGUGCCUAUGCCAAGGACCUUGCUACAGUGUCUUCAGACAUGAUGGUUCUCCUGAAGACCUUCUUCGAUUGCCACAAAGAAUUCCAGACAGUUCCAUUCUACAUUUUCUCAGAGUCCUACGGAGGAAAAAUGGCUGCUGGCAUUGGUCUAGAACUUUAUAAGGCCAUUCAGCAAGGGACCGUCAAAUGCAACUUUGCUGGGGUUGCUUUGGGUGAUUCCUGGAUCUCCCCCAUUGAUUCGGUGCUCUCCUGGGGACCUUACCUGUACAGCAUGUCUCUUCUCGAUGACAGUGGUCUGGCAGAGGUGUUUGAGGUUGCAGAGCAAGUCCUGGAUGCUGUAAAUAAGGGGUUCUACAAGGAGGCCACGCAGCUCUGGGGGAAAGCAGAAACAGUCAUUGAAAAGAACACAGAUGGGGUGAACUUCUAUAACAUCUUAACUAAAAGCACUCCCUUGCCUGCAAUGGAGUCGAGCCUGGAAUUCACACAGAACCACCUUGUUCGUCUUUGUGAACGCCACGUGAGAUACCUCCAUGGAGACUCCUUAAGUCAGCUCAUGAACGGUCCCAUCAGGAAGAAGCUCAAAAUUAUUCCUGAGGAUUACUCCUGGGGAGGCCAGGCUACCAGCGUCUUCGUUAACAUGGAGAAGGACUUCAUGAAGCCAGUCAUCAGCAUUGUGGAUGAACUGCUGAAUGCCGGGGUCAAUGUGACUGUCUAUAAUGGACAGCUUGAUCUCAUCGUGGACACCAUGGGUCAGGAAGCUUGGCUGCGGAAACUGAAAUGGCCAGAACUGCCCGAAUUCAAUAAGCUUAAGUGGAAGGCCCUGUACAGCAACCCGGAAUCUUCUGAAACAUCCGCUUUUGUCAAGUCCUACAAGAACCUGGCUUUCUACUGGAUCCUAAGAGCUGGUCACAUGGUUCCUUCUGACCAAGGGGACAUGGCUCUGAAGAUGCUGAGAUUGGUGACUCAACAAGAAUAGGAUGGACUGGGCUGGAGAUGACUGAGCUUGGCCUCAGGCACAGGAGCCAAGCCGAGGACUCUGAAGCUGCUGGAAGAAAUUUCUUCCCUGAAUCUAACUUGGGCUGUAAUUACGAAGGUUCCAACCAGCUUCCUUAGAGGAUAAAAUCAUUGCCUCUGUGGCAACUUAAAAUUCAUUUCUGCUUCUUAAAAAAGUCUAAGUUUUUAAAAAUGGAUCUGUUUUAAUCAAAACAAAGGAUUGUAUUAACUUUUUCUUAUUGCAAAAGCAAAUGAUGCAAUUUAUAGAAAAAGCAAGAAAUACAGGUAAAUAAAGAACAAAAUAAACUCCCUUCCCAUAUACUCCCUUCCCAGAGAUAAGCACUGUUACCAAUUUAGUAUAUAUCCUUGCAGAUCUUUUUUUGCUAUAUAUACAUAUAUAUUUUUUACAAAAAAUGGAAUCAUUCCUGUAUGUUAUUCUACUGUCUAUUUUGUUUACAUAUCAAUAUGUCCUAAAUACCAU